UAGUAGGAGUGUAGUGGAUUGGUUCGAUCUCUCAGUAGAAGUGCAAUCGAUGCUCAAACCCCCUUUGUUCUGUUUUCCAUAUAAUUAUUUCACUCCGUGUUUUUCACUUGAUCCAUGGAGGUUAAUUUCAAAGAAUUGAAAAGGAAAGACCUGCAAAGGCUCUGCAAGAAGCAUGGACUGCGUGCUAAUGCUACGAAUUCUCAAAUGGCGGAUAGUCUUGUUUCCUAUUUCAAGAUCUAUGAGAAGAAUGAACAAGUGAAAGUUCACUCGAAAGGUCUUAGUGGAAGCAGGAACAGCAAAGUGGAAAGAGUGGAAGGGGACGUAGAAAAGGUUAUCAUUGUUAUAGAUGAUGAUGAGGAUGAACUUGGUUCUGUUCUACAAAGCGCAAAUAGGAAAUCUUCACCAAAGAGUCGAUGUUCAAGUGAGAAGGACGAACAAAUUGAAGCUCGCUUGGAUGAUUCGAGCGAACGCGGUAACAGCAAAGGGACAGGCAUGAAAUGGCAUGAAGAAAAUGCUAUAAUCCUUUUAGAUGAAGAGGAUGACAAACCUUGUGAUGUUACAAAAAGCGCAGAUGGGAAAAAGAGUAGAAGGUCAAUUGGAAGGCUUGGCAAGGCAUGUGAAGCUAAUAGAAGUAAUGAAGAAAACCAGGCUGUUGGUGUUCUUAGAAAACCUAAGGAAGGCCUUUUGGUUCCAGUUAGAACCACAAGGUCCCGUUCGACGAAUUCUGCAGUCGCGCAAGCUCCAGUUGUUGAGAAGGCGAAAGCGAGAAAAGAGAGGCUAAUAGCUGGACAAAAUGCCGAACUGCCUUUAAGCACUAACGAGGGCGAAGAUAAUGAAAUUGGAAAAGUGAAAGAAAAUCCGAGUUUAAUGAUGGCAGUUGGAGAUGCCAGAGUUACAAGAAAACGGAAUAGCAGGAAUUCCUCUAUGAAAGUCGAUGAUGAAAUCAUGGCCUCUUUACCCAUCGAAGUUUCGGUUACUGAGAAUUUUGUGGGUGAUGUGGUUUAUAAAAAACAUGUAAAUACAGGAAUGGGAUCUGCCAUCACUUUCUCUAUUGAUGGAGAGCAAGCAACACAGGGUACUACAACACGAAAUGAGCAAGAGAUUGAAGAACAUGAACUGUCUACUUCUAGCAACUUGAUGGAAGUAGUUGCUGGAAGUGUUCAAACCAAGAGGGGGAAAAAAAGAACUAGAGCAGGCUUGGAAGAAGACAGCCCUGUCAUGGAAAAAGAGAUUGAUCAGCUUGGAAAUGCCCAUCAUUCGGAAUUAUCAUAUAAAGAUGAAAUGUUGGAAUCAGAAGCAUGCUUUGCUUUAUUACAAACAUUUGGAAGUCCAUCAUCAUUCAACCUUGCUUCAUCCAGGCCGUGUUCGUUGUUAUCAGAAUUACAAGGCGGGGAAGCUGCAAUAACUCGGACUAUGAAGGUCGAGACUGAUUCAUCAGAUAUGCGCAACAAACUAGAGCUGCAGGAGCUCAUAGUUUCCAGGAAUUUGGAAGCCACCAGGAAUACACUGGCAGAAGAAAAAAUUGAUUCAUGCCAAGUAUUUGAAGUGGAACAAGGAUCAGAAGUCUCACAAAGUUCAAGAGAAGAGAUAAUUGAUCCACAGAACCUAAUUGUUUCACAUAUUACUGAUGUUUCUACAAUAGUUUGUAAUCAUCUUGCCUGCUCGGAGUUUGAUGCAAUGGAUGCUGAAGGUAUCAAAGAAAGAGAUAUUAGUGAAAAUCGUUCUGCCAGCCCUAAUCGAAAGAUGCUCAGCGACUGCAAGGCUCUUCUAAACGCUGAGGAGAUGGAAGAUGUCAAAUUCCUCAAAACAAAGCCAAGUCAUGGAGAACCCAUAGAAACUGAGGAUGAUAAAGUUAAAGAAAAUGGAAGCAAUUUAUAUCCCAAUGGAAGUGAUGAAAAGAAAAAUACGACUAACUUUAUAGAAUUCGAGAGUUUUAAAAAAUUCUCUGACAGCCCAAGAUUAGCUGAGAGUAAUUCUGGACAGUUUUUUGCACCUUUUGAAUCUGUAGUUUUUCGAGAAGAACAUCAGAUCAAAGGUGGAGGAACUUUUAAAUUGGAAGGCAAUGUUCAGAUAACUCAAGCUAAGUUGAAGCAUGAUGGAGAAAAAUUACGGGGUUCUGAAAAACGCCAAGCAACUGGUUAUGAUGAAGACAUAAAGGGCAAAAAUUUUGCAGUUAGUCCUCCAGCAAAAGUGGAAGAAAUUGCACCAUUUGGAUUAAGUAAACGUGUUGAUAAUUUAAUGGAGAAAUUGUUCUGUCUGAAGAAAGUCCUCCGAGGAGAAAUUGCUCCACUUAUAACAGGUUAG
This is a messenger RNA of Dendrobium catenatum, 2304 nucleotides long. RefSeq lists its product as uncharacterized. NCBI's taxonomy places the organism in Eukaryota, Viridiplantae, Streptophyta, Magnoliopsida, Asparagales, Orchidaceae. The transcript has 4 exons. Bases 115 to 2304 code for a protein of 729 amino acids. The record is from RefSeq and is a predicted model, not a curated record.